ACUGUCAAUUUUCGGAUCGAGGUUAAGACAGCAGUGAGCAACAAAUAAGUGAGAAGCUCACAAGUGGUCAGAGGCGAUUGGUCCUGGCCAAUCGGAGGGCUUCCAUACCCCGAAAAUAGUCUACAAUGCGCGCAAGCUCCAGGAUUUCGCUACAGUCAGACGAGCCUCUCACAUUGCGUUGAACACGUGGUCACGAGGGAGUGCAGUGUUAUUGUUUGCAAAAUCCUUCCGACAAAAUUAUCAGAAUUUAUUGUCAUAUUUAUUGUCCAGCGUAAAUGAUGGAGUCCAAAGACGAUUUCGAUUUGUUCGUGGGGGGAAAGUCAGGUGUCUUCAAAGGGAUCAAAUACGAGAAGAGUCUGUGCAAAAUGAAGAAUCUGCAGAGUUUAGUUUCCAUAACCAACGACCAUGAGGUGACGGCAAUGGCCUGGAGUGACGAGAAUGAGGACGAAAUUCUCAUUGGAUAUGGAACGAAAGACAAGAAAGGGGUGAAAAUUUAUGAGUGCGGAACCUCAUCGUUUGCUUCGACAUUCACUUGCGACGCUGGAGAGGGCUCCAUCAGGGGCAUUUUACGAUAUGAUGACGCAAUAUUAACAGCAGUGGAGUCUGGACACGUGAAGCUCUGGAGGCACGAGGACGACGGGCACCUGCUAAUCGAAGCCGGCAACAAUCUGCACAGGAUGAGACCCUCAAACGUCGACAAAAAUGUCAUUGCCACUGGGGGAAACGAACACAAGCUGCAAUUAUUCGACUUGGAGAGGAAAACCAGGAUAUUUGAGGAAAAGAAUGUUCGUCACGACUGGCUGGAGAUGAAGGUUCCCCUCUGGAUAUCGGAUAUUGGGUUUCUGUCGGAGUCUUCGCAGAUUGCAACGUGCAGCAGAUAUGGACACGUUCGAUUGUACGAUCCUAGUGCUCAGAGACGUCCAGUUAUUAAUUUAGAAGUGAAGGACCAAGCAUGGACUACUCUAGCUGUAGCUCCAAAAGAGAAACAUAUUAUCGUUGGUUCAGGAAAAGGAAUAAUGAAUCUUAUAGACCUUCGAAAUCCAGGAAAGGUACUGAACACUUACAAAGACUCUGCAGGGAGCAUAACAUCGAUCGCCUGCACGAAGAGUCAUCCCUACGUGGUGAGUGUCAGUCUCGACAGGCAUCUGCGUGUGCACCACCUCGACACAAAACAACUCUUGCACAAGACCUACCUCACCUCGAGAUUGAGCUGUAUGAUCCUGCGAUCGAACGCCACACUGGACAUAAAACGCUCCGAGAAGGAGAAACGAGGGGACAAGGGUGUGACCGAUGGAGCAACUGAAGACGAUGAGGAGAAAGAAGCUAAGAUCAACGACGAGUGCGACGAGAUAUUCGAUAAGAUGACGGUGAUCGAGGGUGAGGCUGAUGAGGCGAAGCUUCCUGAGGGCAAGAAGAGGGCACUGUCUUCCAGCACGAGAAGAAACCCAGCGCACAAGAGGAAUCGAGUCAAGUGAAGGAGAAAGUCAAUAUUUUUCGAGGUUUUGACGUUGUUCAGACUUAAAAUAAUUUACGAGUAGACUAUUUUUCCAUUUUUCGCGGCGUUGGACCAGUAGAGCAUGUGAAAUGUUCUUCACAAAUUUUGUGUUGAUAAAUCUCUAUAUUUGUAUUCUACAUCAGAAUAAAAUUUUAGCUCGAGUUUUGAUUUGUGAUGUCUUCCCUCAUAUUUUACGAAGGAGAAUCCUACAUUGGGCCCCAGUAAAUUGAGUUUUUUGCUGUAAAAAUGUCAAGUACUUAUUGUUUAAUCUUUAAAAAUGUUUAAAGAGCCAAAAGUGGAGGAGAAAAUCCAAUAUUUUAAGAGGUUUUGACGUCAUUCAGACUUGUACGAAUUUUUCGAGUAAAUUAUCUUUCCAUUUUUCGCGGUGUUGGACCAGUAGAGCAUGUAAAAUGUCCUCACAAAUUCUGUAUUAAUAAAUCUCUAUAUUUGCAUUCUACAUCAGCAUAAAAUUUUAGCUCGAGUUUUGAUUUGUGAUGUCUUCCCUCAUAUUUUACGAAGGAGAAUCCUACAUUGGGCUUCAGUAAAUUGAGUUUUUUGCUGUAAAAAUGUCAAGUACUUAUCGUUUAAUUUUUAAAAAUGUUUAAAGAGCCAAAAGUGGAGGAGAAAAUCCAAUAUUUUAGGAGGUUUUGACGUCAUUCAGACUUGUAAGAAUUUUUCGAGUAAAGUAUUCUUCCAUUUUUCGCGGCGUUGGACCAGUAGAGGAUGUGAAAUAUCCUCACAAAUUGUGUAUUAAUAAAUCUCUAUAUUUGUAUUCUACAUGAGAAUAAACCUUUGCCUUAAGCUUUGA
Messenger RNA from Diachasma alloeum, 2303 nucleotides. Its product is annotated as WD repeat-containing protein 74. Gene Ontology annotation, cellular component: preribosome, large subunit precursor; nucleolus. Gene Ontology annotation, molecular function: protein binding. NCBI's taxonomy places the organism in Eukaryota, Metazoa, Arthropoda, Insecta, Hymenoptera, Braconidae. The transcript is spliced from 6 exons. The coding region runs from base 276 to 1475 and encodes 399 amino acids. Gene Ontology annotation, biological process: ribosomal large subunit biogenesis. The record is from RefSeq and is a predicted model, not a curated record.